Temnothorax curvispinosus is the source of this 1293-nucleotide messenger RNA. RefSeq lists its product as uncharacterized. The transcript is spliced from 4 exons. The record is from RefSeq and is a predicted model, not a curated record. NCBI's taxonomy places the organism in Eukaryota, Metazoa, Arthropoda, Insecta, Hymenoptera, Formicidae. Bases 38 to 358 code for a protein of 106 amino acids.
GAAACGUCGCAAUUCUGUUAAACGCGUCUCGCCCAGCAUGUACCGACUUCUUCUCUUCGCGUUGUUAGUACACACCGUUUCGGCCGAGUCAUGUUUCAUUCAGAACAAAAAGGGAAAACCGGACAUUCAGGUGAUCGAAUUGGACGACUCCAGCAAAGACUCCAGCGAAUCAGAAAUCGUGUCUCUACAUCUGCCAGACAGACGAAGAAGGGAAAUCAUCAAGAUUGAUAAUCAGAAGGAACGCCACUGCAGAAGCGAUGAUGAUUGCGGUCCAGGAUUAGUCUGUUUAGCACAUUUGACCUGCGUAAAAGGAACGCGGCGAACUGUAGAUUCUCUAGGAGCGACCGCUGUCAAUUAAAAAUUUGGACGAUGCAAUAAAGAGGUGAUAGAGUCUCUAUGUGCAUGACGACAGUAUGCCGAUAAAAUUUUUCGCCUCACUGCCCUUGCCGAACAAUAAGCGCGUUCGCAUCAAUCGAAUGAUCGAUUUCCUAUCAUCGCCAAUAUCCAGCGGAUAUCUGUUUGCUUAUCUGUAUUUCGCGCGCCGAUGAAAUUUCCCGCUGUACAUCCAUCCAUUGUCAACGCAUGAAUAUAACAUAAACCCGAAAAAAAUCGGACAUUUAAUGGCGACCCCGGCCGCGGCCGCGGACGCAUGUAGUAAAGCGGUUAAGUUACAUUUUACACGCGGAUUCGGAACACCAGCGAGGAUGUAUACGACCGGCGUAAAAGCUCUCCGCCCCUUCUCCGCCUUCAAAAGCAGAAAAAAAAACAAACAGUAUCGUCGGGGAAACAUAUGGCGCCGUACGAUAGGGACUCAUUAACGGCGGAGAAACGGAGCAAUGCGAGUGAGGAGCCGUAAGAAAGGAGGGUUAGCCCUCUCGUCGUCGUAAAUUUAGUGGGAACCAACUGCUUUCGCCUGCAAGCUCUGCUUGCAGGCCCCGCCGCAACCGCAACCCCGAUCGAAACGGUGCGGCGCCGUUGAAAAAUCUUACUGUGCAUUAGAGAUUUACACUCGAAAUCAAUUAGCUCCUAAUUGACACGGAUGAGACCGCGCAACCCGCCGCGCGAGUUUAUUGGGAAACCAUCGAAUAUUGGCAACACGCCGUUUCAUAGAAGUUGGUCCCGAUAUCGUUUGGGAGAUUGUCGUCAGCACGAGAGACUUUUCGAUGUAAACUUUUAUUGCGGUAUAAAUAAUAAUAAAUACCCCGGGUGAUGGCUAUAUUAGUCAAAUAUUGUAACGAAUUUUAACGUUAACCAUGUAACAAUGUAAAAUAAAUGUUGCAUACCUCAAAGUUA